GAGAGCACACUGUCAGGAUAUUCCAUCCUUACGCACACACACACACACACACAUACACUAACACACUCUGUCUCGUUCUCCAUCUCGCACAUGCACAUGGAGUACUACUGGACCCACCUACUCUGGAUUCUCUGGAGUGUGAUGCCAGGGUUCCAUGACUGUUUCAAUAUUGACGCCAUAAAUCACAGGAUCAUAAAGGGCCCCAGGCAGACACAGUUUGGCUACACUGUCCAACAACAUAUGGCUGGGGGUCAGAAAUGGUUACUGGUAGGAGCCCCACUGGAAACAAAUGGACAGCAUCAGACAGGAGAUGUAUACAAAUGUCCCUUAAGCAGGAGAUCUGGAGGACCCAGCUGCUCCAAACUCAAUCUUGGAAGGAUAUCCUUGACAAAUGUCUCUGAACGAAAGGAUAAGAUGAGACUUGGAAUGACCCUUUCGUCCAACCCCAAAGACAACAGCUUUGUGGCUUGUGGUCCCCUUUGGUCGUACGAAUGUGGUAGCUCGUACUACAGCACUGGAAUUUGCUCCAGAGUCAACGCCAGCUUCAAGUUUUCCCGUACUAUCGCUCCUGCCUUCCAAAGGUGUGAGACAUACAUGGACAUAGUUAUAGUCCUGGACGGUUCAAAUUCAAUCUACCCCUGGAAUGAAGUUCAAGACUUCCUUAUCAACAUCCUGCGGAAAUUCUACGUUGGACCGGGACAGAUUCAGGUUGGAGUACUACAAUAUGGAGAAAAGGUGGUGACAGAGUUUCAGCUGAAUGACUUCCGUUCUGUGGAGGAUGUGGUCAAAGCAGCCCGUAAAAUAGGCCAACGAGGAGGAGAAGAGACCAACACUGCACUUGGAAUCAGUGUUGCACGUUCAGAGGCCUUUAAACAGGGAGGUAGAAGAGGAGCGAAGAAGGUCAUGAUCGUCAUCACAGAUGGAGAAUCACAUGACAGCGCUGACCUGCAGCAGGUCAUUGAGGACAGUGAGAAGGACGGCAUCACCAGAUAUGCCAUUGCUGUACUGGGCUACUACAAUCGCAGAGGCAUCAACCCUGAAGCUUUCCUUAAUGAGAUCAAGUACAUCGCUAGCGACCCCGAUGAUAAGCAUUUCUUUAAUGUGACAGACGAGGCAGCUUUGAAGGACAUUGUGGACGCGCUCGGAGAGAGGAUCUUCAGUUUAGAGGGGACCAGCAAGAAUGGGACAGCAUUUGGUCUCCAGAUGUCUCAGGCUGGCUUCUCCACACACAUAGUGGAGGACGGUAUUUUAGUGGGAGCUGUGGGAGCUUAUGACUGGAAUGGGGCUGUGCUGAAGGAGACUCGUCAGGGUAAAGUGGUUCCACCAAAGUCUUCAUAUGAACAGGAGUUUCCAGAUGAACUGAAGAACCAUGGAGCCUACCUGGGUUAUACAGUGACAUCAGUGGUGUCAGCUCUCAGUGGUCAGUUAUAUGUAGCAGGAGCUCCACGUUUUAACCACACGGGCAAGGUCAUCAUCUUCACCCUGAAAAAUACUGGAGAGCUCACUAUAUUACACUCACUCAAGGGACAGCAGAUAGGGUCAUACUAUGGCAGUGAGAUUGCUCCAGUGGACAUGGAUGAUGAUGGAGUGACUGAUAACCUGCUGGUGGCUGCGCCCAUGUUCUUCAGUGGAGGCUGGGAAAAGGGCAAAGUCUACAUAUACAGAGUCACAGAGCAGCCUCGUUUCAUAUUGGAGGGCUCGCUGGAGAUUUUAGAUCAAGGUCAGAAUGCCCGCUUCGGCUCUGCACUGGCCCCUGUGCCUGAUCUAAAUGGAGAUUCAUUUAACGAUGUGGUGGUGGGAGCUCCGCUAGAGGAUGAUCACAAAGGAGCCAUUUACAUCUACUACAGCCAACGCAACAGAAUAUUGAGGAAAUAUAAACAGAGGAUUGCUGGAGUUCAGCUGGCCCCGGGUCUGCAGUACUUUGGUUGUAGUAUCCAUGGCGAUAUGGAUAUGAAUGGAGAUGGCCUGGUGGAUCUGGCUGUGGGCUCCCUCGGUGCAGCAGUACUUCUGUGGUCUAGAAGUGUUGUCCGAAUCCAUGCUACGGUUCGAUUCGAGCCCAGCAAGAUCAACGUAUUCAAUAAAGACUGUCGGAGAGGAGGGAAAGAUGUGACCUGCAUGUCGGCUAUUGUAUGUCUGAAUGUCACAGCUCGGACUCCUAUCAGACCCUCACAAGAAAUAGCUCUUAGCUAUAGUGCUUUCUUUGAGGAGAAGCGCUUUAACCCUCGAGCCGUGUUUGAUGAUCCAGAUCGCCAGCAGCCUCAGAAUCUUACACUGCUUCCUGGAGAGGAGACCUGUGACCACAUCUACUUCCACGUCAUGGAGACUACAGACUAUGCCAGGCCCAUUAUAUUCACUGUAGAGACAGAGCUAUUGGACCUGGAUCAAGGCCCAGCUCUGGAUGAUGGCUGGCCAACUACUGUGAAAACACAGCUUCCCUUCUGGAACGGGUGUGAUGAAGACGACCAUUGUGUUCCAGAGUUGGUGUUACAAUCUCAGACUGAUCUAAUAAAUCGCAAGCAGUUCUGUGCCCAGGCGUUUCGGGCAGGCAGUCUGAUAUGUCAGAGUCAGACAGCAGCAGAACCUUCCGAACGCAUUAUGGAGGGAUCCAGAAGGAGGAUGGUAGUGGAUGUACGUCUAGAAAACAGAGGGGAGAACGCAUAUGGAGCCCAGCUUAACAUCACUUUCACUCCAAACCUACGCUUCUCCAGCCUUAUAGUGAAGGAUAACUCUGAUAUACAUAUAGACUGCCGCAGUGAGAACAAGCGAAAAUAUGAGAAAUCUUGCAAUAUCAGUGCACCCUUUAUGAGAGCAAAGUCACAGGUAACAUUUCGUUUGGAAUUUGAAUUCAGUCACUCUGUGCUGCUGGAUCACGUGCGGCUUAUUCUGGAGGUUACCAGUGAGGGUGAGGAAGUUGUCCUACACGAUAACAUUAAUGACAUUUUCUACACUCUAAAAUAUGAAGCUGAUCUGCUUUUCACAAGGGAGUUUUACCCAACCCGAUAUGAGCUUAAACCUGAUCUCUCUCUCGAAGAACCGGGUGAUUUCAACCCUCCAUUCAACUUUACCUUUCAGAUCAAGAACCUUGGUUAUUUUCCAGUCCAAGACUUGCAACUGUACAUUGCAAUCCCUGAGGUCACUAAAAAUGGCAAUCAACUCCUGAAGAUCAGAGAUUUCCAUAUUGACCAGGUAGGUGGAAGUCAUUGUAUUCCCCCUCAGCAUGUGGCACACAGUCGAGCCUCUCCAGAGGACCUCUCACGAACAUCCCGCCUGAACUCCUCCAACACCCUGGUAGUGCCAGUGCAGUGUACCGUCAACCUGCCUUCCUACAGAGACGUCAGCGUGAAAAUCGGCGGAUCCCUUCGUACUGAUGCACUGCAUGCGUUGAAGUUCAAAACCCUUGAGCUGGUGACGACAGCCUCAGUGGAGCUGAACCCUUCCAGCCCCAUGUUUCUGCCUGAAGAGAGGCCGGUCAGACAUAUAAUCCUGGAGAUUAGGAAAGAGGAGGAUUACCGUGUUCCCAUCUGGAUUAUCAUUGGCAGCACACUUGGAGGCCUGUUACUCCUCUCUCUCCUCAUUCUGGCACUUUGGAAGUUGGGGUUUUUUCAAAGGCAAAAAAGGCGUGAGGAAGCUGAGAAUGAGGCUAAUGGCAAGAUGGUGGAAGAGCGAUAACGCAGGCUUCUCAAGAGGGUUCAGACAGGCCUACAUCUCAGGGACCAACCAACAGCAACAUUAGACGUCUCUGAAACUGAGAGAAAGAGAGAAAAACAGAACUCGAGGCAAUGAAUAAAGCAGAGGGAUAUGCUCUGCGCACUGGACGACCUGUUGU
This is a messenger RNA of Pimephales promelas (fathead minnow), 3826 nucleotides long. RefSeq names its product integrin, alpha 11a (gene itga11a). Gene Ontology annotation, cellular component: integrin complex; external side of plasma membrane. Gene Ontology annotation, biological process: cell adhesion mediated by integrin; cell-cell adhesion; integrin-mediated signaling pathway. Lineage: Eukaryota; Metazoa; Chordata; Actinopteri; Cypriniformes; Leuciscidae. The record is from RefSeq and is a predicted model, not a curated record. Gene Ontology annotation, molecular function: integrin binding.